CAGCUCCUUGGUGUCGCCUGUGAUAGUGCAUCCGCUAAUUUGGCGAUGAUCAAGACGAUGGAGAAAGGUCUUCAGAAGUUCCGGGCGUCUUCCGGACAUGUCGCCUGCUUUGGGCACAUCGUCCAGCUCGUCGGCCGCGGCUUGCUCGAUCAGUUCGACCCAGAGAAGAAGAAGCCAGGUGAGGGUGAGGAUGCUGCCACAGAGGAGGACGAG
Messenger RNA from Epithele typhae, 213 nucleotides. RefSeq lists its product as uncharacterized. The annotation marks the transcript as partial. The transcript has a single exon. The record is from RefSeq and is a predicted model, not a curated record. Lineage: Eukaryota; Fungi; Basidiomycota; Agaricomycetes; Polyporales; Epitheliaceae.